Cercopithifilaria johnstoni is the source of this 4743-nucleotide messenger RNA. The record is from the annotation of a GenBank genome assembly. Lineage: Eukaryota; Metazoa; Nematoda; Chromadorea; Rhabditida; Onchocercidae.
AUGUAUCUAGUCGUCUUUUUUCAGGCAAAAUUGGAACGGGUAUUAGGUUGCACAGCUAUUUCACGGUCGUCAGUAUCGGUGGACGACAACAAAGGCAUUGUAGCCUAUCCGGCUGGGGCUACUGUCAUUCUUUACAAUCCAAGAAAUAACGCCCAAGCCCAUUUAAUUGGUACAACGAAAAACAGCAUAACAUGCUUAUCGUUCUCUCUCUGCGGGCGAUACAUCGCUACUGGAGAGACUGGACAUGAGCCUCGAUUACGAGUUUGGGAGCUUUACGAUGCAAAAGGUCAAUUCGCUUUCACCCAGAUUGUUGACAUAAAACAUCAUCAACUAGGGAUCAGUUGUGUGCGCUUUACACCUAAUGGAUACUUGGUGUCAGUAGGAAAUCAACAUGAUCGUUCUAUCGUGGUUUGGGAUUGGCGAGUACAACAAAAAAUUGCUGAAAAUCGUUUAACUUCAAAAGUUAAUUCAAUUGACAUUACAGAACAAGGUGGGUGUGUGACGGUAGGAGUCAGACACGUCAAAUUUUGGCAUGUUGCAAGGAAAUCAGAGAGUUCGAAGAGUGUACCUUUGCAGGGUCGUUCAGCAAUUUUAGCUGAUCAGCGAAAUAACACUUUUUUGGAUGUUUGUUGCGCUCCCAAUAAUCGAACAUUUUCAGUCACGGAAACUAGUCUUUUGAUUGAAUUCCACGAUAAAAAGUUAGUGAAUACCUAUGAUUUGCACAGCGAAGUUCCACGGUCGAUAGUGCUUGGAAUUGGUGAAUUAUUUAUUGGAUUCAACAAUGGUUUUAUAAGAUGUUUAGAUAUCGUGACAAUGAAGCAUAAAUUUACAUUCUGUAAACCGCACUAUUUAUUAUGUGAUGUUGCGGAAGGUGUAAAAGAAGAUGCACUGUCACCUAAUUCACAUCCAACAGGGUGCAGGUACCCGGAUGUGCGAGCAUUAACAUAUAACAAAAAGACUGGAAUGCUUACUGUUAUUUAUAGCGACAGGUCCAUUUAUACAUGGCAACGAACGGAUCGUGGUAUUCUCAAGAUUUCCUCACAGCUUUUUCAUGUUGGACCAGUGAUUUCACUGGAGGUUUAUCCGCCAAAUUUUGAAUGGUUACCACAAGGUUCAAUCAUGACGGGUGGUACGGAUCAAACUAUUCGCAUAUGGAAUGUGGAUCAUCUAUUAAGAUCGUUUGAUGAGAGUAAACGGACUUCGUUGCCAUAUGCAAAUGUGUUUUCGGAGGACUUGAAAAAGGUCAUUUUCAUCACCAAUAAUGAUUCUCAACUUAGCGAAUCACCGGAUGAAGUUUUUGGAGCAUCCAUAUCUGAUACAGGCAGUGGCGUUAAAUCUUUGAAAGUAAGUCCUAAUGGUAAACAUCUGGCGGCGGGUAGUCGAGAUGGAAAUUUGUCUAUUUAUGAUUUAACUACACCAACUAUGGAAGUGAUUGCAUUUUUUGAAGCACAUGAAAGCGACAUUAUGUGUGUGGAGUAUUCUGACCCACAAAGUCCUCGUUAUCUGUUAGCUACUGGAAGUCGAGAUCGCGUGGUGCACUUGUUCGACCCACUUAAUGGCUAUCGACCAUUAGCAAGUAUUGAUGAUCAUACAAGCACUGUGAACUCCAUACUUUUUAUAGAGGAAGCAGGUAAUCUACAUCUCAUAAGUUCUGCUGCUGAUCGUUCAAUUGUAAUUAGAAAGAUGGUCGAUUCAAAACCAUCUUCGGUAACUUUUUCACGUAUAAACCACAUAAAGUCUCAAUUUGGGUUGAAUUAUGUCGUGCUAAGUGCGGAUGGAAUGGUUGCCGCCUGCCAGGAUCGUCAGCUUCGGACAUAUUCGUAUCAGGGAAAGCUUAUAAAGCAGAUCAAAGGCGCUGCAAGUGAUGAUGGACAGCUUACCAGGGUACGACUGGAUCCAUCAGGAAUUUAUGCCGCAACAGUAUGUACAAAUCGAAAUGUGUAUAUCAUUGAUGUUGCCACUGGAGAAUUUGUUGCCGUAUUGACAGGUCAAUCUGAUAACAUCACAGAUAUUGCUUUUUCCCCUGAUUGCAGGCGUUUAUAUGUUGUAUCCUACAGUGGAUGCAUUUUCGUUUGGCGAUUCUCCAAUUUUCUUGUCAACAAAAUGAUGGCCGUCUCACGUAAAUGCCAAAUCACCAGGAAUACUGCCACCGUAGGAAUGGAAAAACUUUGUGAACGGUCCGAAACACCUGACAGUUUAUUGGGGAGUGGCAGUGAUGCAGCUGGUGAUGAACACAUGGAGUAUACACGAAAUACGAAGGUGAAAGAUUCAGAAUCGGAAUUUGGUUCACUAGGCAGCAUUAAAAUUGGUGAUGAAGAUUCGGAUAGUUGUAUGGGACGGAAGCCAACAACAAUGAUUAUCAAUACUCUAUUCAGCAGUGUGAUUACGGAUGAUGAUUUCGAACUGAAGCGGGUGACAACAGAAGUUGUGAGGCGUAGUACGAGUGGGAUAAUGAAUGAACAACUUAGCAGUUGGGAUACUGCUUCAACAGCUAAUGAUUUCUCCGAUGAUGAGCAAACACAACCAUCAAUAGCAACAAGCGCAGGCAGAUCUUCGAGGGCAAUGAACUUUGUCCAGCAGCAAUUGGGCGGUAAUGCAACCGUUGGAGGAGGAGAGGAUGCAUGCGCUCUAAGCAGUACAUCUUUAAAUUUACGAUAUACUCAGCUACCAGGGACAACUGCCGCAGUGAUGCACCCUAAUGCUGACGGAAAUAGUGCUGAUAUUGUUAAGGAAGGAAGUGCAGAUAGUUAUGGACCAUUAACCGUUGUGGCGGGAAACGAUGUUUUAAUACGAAAACAACGGAAAAAGUGGGAUGAUGUGGCAGUUCUCCCCAUUGGGGAUACACCGGCCUGUGUUUCAUCUUUGAUAUCAAAUUCAUUUGGCAUACCAUCCACUGAAACACACGUCUUUCCGUCAUCCACACAGCCAUCAUCAUCCAAGGAAAACGUAUUAGGUGGUUUUAUGAUUAUGAAUGGUAAUCAAAUACAAUAUUCACCGCGUUCAUCCGAGUGCAACAUUCAUAAAAAAAUACCGAAUUCCAUAUCAGCACCAGGAAUUGCUGAGCUGCAGCAGCACGUCUCCUCUUUUUCAAAACUCAGUAACACAAUGCGGAAUGCUGGAGAAUCUUCUGAGUCAUGCAGUACACUAGUUAAAGACUCAUCCUCUACGUUCCCUCAAUCUCCUAUUUCGACAUUUAAUCGAGCUAGCAUGGAGCGUUGUAGUUUAACAAAACGGCUGAAAGGAAUCAGGAACAGUGAGUCAGAGACAGUGUGGACGCCACCUUUGAUCGGUACAAGGCGAUCGGCAAGUAACAUGCAUUAUACUACGGUGUCAGGGCGAACAGUUCCAACAACACGACGAAAAUCCGAUUUGCACGUCACUUUGUCGCGUUUAUAUCAGCAGCAACAACAAGAAAAAAAUGAUUUAAGUACCACAGCCAUAGGUCGAGCUUUAAGUCCCCUGGCUCGUUGUCAAGCAAUUAAUGAUGUCAUCAAAAACCGACGAAUGACAACUGCAGGAGAAGAUGAUUACGCUUCAUCUGACCUCCAUUUACGUAGUCGAAGUCAAAGCCCUUCACAGCUUGCGCUCAAUGUUCUAGGAAACGGGAAACGGCAGCGACAAGAUUCUGAUAUGUCGACAUAUUCAGUUUUAACAAUAGCUUCUUCUCGCUUGACACCCUCAUCUUCACGGACAAAUCUUCGAACUGUCAAUCUUAACAAGCAGCAGUCAUCACAGACACUGAAUCGAUUGGCAGGAUUGCGUGACAGGUUGCGCAAAUCUCAGGAGAAUUUGGCUGGACCUCUAAGUAAUGAUGGUUUCGCAGCAGUUUAUCCAAACAUUAUGUCGCGUUCGAAAUCAUUCGGUAAUCUUCGGCUAACAGCCGCUGCACCGCAAAACGGAAAUCGACCUGGACUUGGUUCACUGCUUGGUAUUAAUAGCGAUGCUGGCAGAUCAUAUACAUCACGACUUAAUGCUAAUACUUUUCCUGUUGGUGCAUCCGGAUUGAACAUCCGAAAUCGUUUCAUUGCUCGAUCAGUAGGUAAUUUAUACAAUACUCAGGAAAGAAACGACGCAUUAACUGGCAGCAGUCUUUUGAGCCAAGCAGAAAUAUCUUUGAGUGCAAAAACUGAACGAAAUUUAGCAAAAACUAUCGAGAACCUGAAGAAAGCGAGCAACCCGGAUCUCUCGAAGUUUGAAGUUGGUGAAACAGUUGUUUUGUGUGAAACGGAAAAUGAACGAGAGCAUUUAUUUCCGUUAGCUCUUUCAACACGCAAUCAAAAGGGCAAAGGAGCAGUGCAGAAACGAGUUGAAAGAUAUCAGCCACGAAGUCGGGUAUCUCGAGAUACGACAAGUGGUGAAAGUGAUAGUAAUAGUUCGGAAGUUAAUGGAUCGCCGCUUCUGCAGGGUGGUGGGAUUGUCGGACAACAGCUUGCUUCACGACGAUACUUCACCACCAUUAAUGGCGCAAGCAGGAGUAUAUCAUGUGUUGAAAGUACGCCAAGGCAAAGCGUUCUUCAAACGCGUCGUAUUUUCGAACCGCAACAGCGGCACAUUUCUUCAAAUACUCAACGUCGAGCUCCGAGUUAUCUGGCUCAAAAACUGGCAAGUAGUGACAUAGUGGCACCAGAUGUGGCUAGCGAAGAAUAUUCACAGCAAUCAACUCCAUCCAGUGAAGCGGUAGCUUUCCAUGAUUUUGCUGCUAAAACUCACCAGUCAAAACGUAAGUGCUUAUUGUUAGAUUAA